GGGCGCCAUGGCGGCAGCGGUGGCGACCGUGCAGCGGCCUGAGGCUGAGACAGUCGAGGAGGCCUCAAAUCUUCAGUGGCCGCUACCACCGGAGCAUCGCCCUUCCGGAGCAGCGACCGGACCAGGCGAUGGUGAUGAAGCACCGGUGCGGCCACUGUGCAAGCCACGGGGCAUCUGUUCCCGUGCUUACUUCUUGGUGCUGAUGGUGUUCGUGCACCUGUACUUGGGCAACGUGCUGGCCCUGCUGCUCUUCGUGCACUACAGCAACGGAGACGAGAGCACAGACCCCGGGCCCCAGAGCCGCGAGCAGAGCCCCCAGCCAGUGCCAACCUUGGGUCCCCUCACCCGGCUGGAGGGCAUCAAGGUGGGAUAUGAGCGGAAAGUCCAGGUGGUCGCCGGCAGGGAUCACUUCAUCCGAACCCUCAGCCUCAAACCAUUGCUUUUUGAAAUCCCAGGCUUCCUGAGUGACGAGGAGUGCCGGCUCAUCAUCCACCUGGCACAGAUGAAGGGGUUACAGCGAAGCCAGCUCCUGCCCACUGAGGAGUACGAGGAGGCCAUGGGUGCCAUGCAGGUCAGCCAGAUGGACCUGUUCCAGCUGCUGGAUCAGAACCAUGAUGGCCGCCUGCAGCUCCGAGAGGUCCUGGCCCAGACUCGCCUGGGAAAUGGACGGUGGAUGACUCCAGAGAACAUUCAGGAGAUGUACUCUGCGAUCAAGGCGGACCCUGAUGGUGACGGCGUGCUGAGUCUGCAGGAAUUUUCCAACAUGGACCUUCGAGACUUCCACAAGUACAUGAGGAGCCAUAAAGCGGAGUCCAAUGAGCUGGUGAGGAACAGCCACCACACGUGGCUCCACCAGGGUGAGGGCGCUCACCACGUGAUGCGCGCCAUCCGCCAGAGGGUGCUGCGCCUCACUCGCCUCUCGCCAGAGAUCGUGGAGCUCAGUGAGCCACUCCAGGUGGUCCGAUAUGGUGAGGGAGGUCACUACCAUGCCCAUGUGGACAGUGGACCUGUGUACCCAGAGACCAUCUGCUCCCAUACCAAGCUGGUAGCCAAUGAAUCUGGACCCUUUGAGACCUCCUGUCGCUACAUGACAGUGCUGUUUUAUUUGAACAACGUCACCGGUGGGGGCGAGACCGUCUUCCCCGUGGCAGACAACAGGACCUAUGAUGAAAUGAGUCUGAUUCAGGAUGAUGUUGACCUCCGAGAUACUCGAAGGCACUGUGACAAGGGGAACCUUCGGGUCAAGCCCCAGCAGGGAACUGCAGUCUUUUGGUACAACUACCUUCCUGAUGGGCAAGGGUGGGUAGGUGAAGUGGAUGACUACUCAUUGCACGGGGGCUGCCUGGUCACCAGUGGCACCAAAUGGAUCGCUAACAACUGGAUCAAUGUGGACCCUAGCCGGGCACGGCAAGCCUUGUUCCAGCAGGAGAUGGCUCGUCUGGCUCGGGAAGGUGGCACUGACUCGCAGCCCGAGUGGGCCCUGGACCGGGCCUACAGCGAUGCCCGUGUGGAGCUCUGACGCAAGGCCCUGAGUCACCCGCUGCCCAACGUCAAGGACCCUGCAGGUCCUCUGUCCUACUGCAGACUGAAGUUCCGGCUGACCUCUUGCCUUACCCCUCCCUGCCUGCAGCCGCGAUGAAAGGCGCAGUUCCUACAUUCACGUUAUUUAUUGGUGUACAGCCUCCAUGCUGCUCCGUUAAAUAAAACUACAGGGCUUCCAGCCAGGGGCAGGCGAGCUGAGCGCCCGCUU
Messenger RNA from Apodemus sylvaticus (European woodmouse), 1750 nucleotides. RefSeq names its product prolyl 4-hydroxylase, transmembrane (gene P4htm). The transcript is spliced from 9 exons. Gene Ontology annotation, cellular component: endoplasmic reticulum. The record is from RefSeq and is a predicted model, not a curated record. NCBI's taxonomy places the organism in Eukaryota, Metazoa, Chordata, Mammalia, Rodentia, Muridae. Bases 8 to 1519 code for a protein of 503 amino acids. Gene Ontology annotation, biological process: peptidyl-proline hydroxylation to 4-hydroxy-L-proline. Gene Ontology annotation, molecular function: procollagen-proline 4-dioxygenase activity; iron ion binding; calcium ion binding.